UCCAUCAUAACUUUGCAUUCACUAACUCUUCAUUCAAAAAUUACAUGAAUUUUGUGGAGUUAACUGAUAUUUCUUAAUGCUACAAUCAACUAAAAGUAAGAUGGAGGCUCAGCUGCCUAUCGUGGCAAUCAUGCCUGCAACCCAUCCAUGGACGUGCCGUGUUACAGUUAUGGAGAAGCAAAAUGUGCGUACUGCCAAAACUUCUCCUAUGAAAUUCUUGCCAAUGAUCCUGAUGGACACUGCUGUAAGUUUCUUAUUUUUCCCCUCUUUUUCAGUAAUGUGAUUUUACAGUUAUGCAUUCUAACAGAUUUAUUGGCCUAUUCUGUACAGGGAAACAAGGUACAGGCCACUGCCUUCCAAGGUGACAUCGAAGGGAUAGAUCAGCGCCUUGUAUUACACUCAACAUACCUUAUCUCGAAUGCGUAUGUAAAGCGAAUUGCCAACAUUCGCUUUUGUGUUGACGCGGAGUACCCCUACGUUUGGUCUUUCACCCGCCGCACCUUGAUCCGAGAUGUUGCUGCCCAGGAAGGAGAAGACUUCCGCCAGUUAGCUGAGGUAGAUAUCACUGCUUUUACUGAUAUGUACGCUGCUUACAUACGUCAUGACCGUAUCAGUAAGCAUCUCUGCUUUGAGUAUAUAU
Cuscuta epithymum is the source of this 640-nucleotide messenger RNA. The record is from the annotation of a GenBank genome assembly. NCBI's taxonomy places the organism in Eukaryota, Viridiplantae, Streptophyta, Magnoliopsida, Solanales, Convolvulaceae.